Messenger RNA from Penicillium diatomitis, 564 nucleotides. RefSeq lists its product as uncharacterized. Gene Ontology annotation, biological process: positive regulation of mitotic metaphase/anaphase transition. The record is from RefSeq and is a predicted model, not a curated record. NCBI's taxonomy places the organism in Eukaryota, Fungi, Ascomycota, Eurotiomycetes, Eurotiales, Aspergillaceae. Gene Ontology annotation, cellular component: anaphase-promoting complex. The coding region runs from base 1 to 564 and encodes 187 amino acids. The transcript has 2 exons.
AUGAGCAAAGAUUCAUCCGUAACCCACCUCCACAUGCACCAGCCUCGACUGGCCGACCUCUUCGAAGAGUUCACAAAACCACAUCUAUCGGCCGCCACGAUCGCCUCCGGCUCUGCGCAGAACUUCGGUCCACCACCAGGAGGCCAUCAGCCCGGCAAUGCCAACGCAGCAACAUACGGAGCUGCCUCACCUGCUACCAUACCUUCCUUCCUCCCCAUUGAAGACAUCUACCUCCAGCCGCAAUAUCAGCCACCAAACCCCGAGGACGAAGACGACGUUGUGCCGGAUCAACAUGCGGCGUUUGGUAUCGCUCGGGCAAUGGAGCGGAGACGAGAAGCCGUCUGGAGGGAUCUCGGACUGGAGGCUUUGGUGAAUGGCCAUGGCCAUGGUGGAGGUGGAAUAACGACCACGACUAGUAGCAGUGGCGCCGGGGGCGUGAUUUCUGGGCCGGCGGCCACUUUGCGCGGGAGUAGUGGCGGUGCGGCGGCUGCGUCGUCUACUGCGGUGCGAGUCCGCAAUGCAGGCAGGAAGAUGGGGGGUCGUCGGGUGAUCAGUCUGCGAUGA